AUGACUGCCUUAGUCUGUCCCUAUCUAUCUAUCUAUCUAUCUAUCUAUCUAUCUAUCUAUCUAUCUAUCUAUGAUGCUAAAGGCAAUUUCAAUCAGUUGAAUGACAAUCCUUGUACUAAUUCAAAUAUUCAUUCAUCUAUCUAUCUAUCUAUCUAUCUAUCUAUUCAUCUAUCUAUCUAUUCAUCUAUCUCUGCAUGUUACAAUACGAUCUAUCUAUCUGAUUUAGUCGAAAUCAAUUUCAUUCGGAAUCUAUCUAUCCCAGUUGAAAUCAAUCUAUCUAUUAUAUAUCAUUUCUUAACUAAUAGCAUGAGGAUGAUUCAACCUAUUAAUCCAAAGAGAAAGAAGUUGGUCUAUCUCUUCAAAGACUUUUCCUCUUUUCUUAUUGAUAACAGUAUUCUUCAUCCCUGGGACAACAGAUUCUCAUUUGUGCCAAAAUCUUAUUCUUAUUGUGAACAAUCUUCGAUACAGCUGCUCGAAUCCUUCCAAAGAUCGAGCAAUUGA
Messenger RNA from Acanthosepion pharaonis, 501 nucleotides. NCBI's taxonomy places the organism in Eukaryota, Metazoa, Mollusca, Cephalopoda, Sepiida, Sepiidae. The record is from the annotation of a GenBank genome assembly.